AUGUUAGGAAAUCUCUUUGUAGAAGAUGCUGGAGGAGGAGAAUUUUCCCAUCAAGUAACAACUAUAAAAUCUAUCGAAAAACCACCAUUUCCAAGAAAUGAAACGAAUUUGUGCGGAUUACAAAAUCAAGGCGCUACUUGUUAUCUAAAUGUACUUAUUCAAACAUUACUUUUUACACCUGAAUUUCGUGAACCUCUUUUCCGUCUGACUCCUAAAGAUCUUAAUCUUUCAGCAAAUUACAACGAUCAAAAUUCAAUAUCAUCUAGUGGAAGUUGUUUAAAAGUUCGUAAAAUAAUUGUUGAAUUACAACGUCUUUUUGCUGAAAUGCUUUUACUGAAUCAACAAGCUUGCUCAUCAAUUCGAUUAACAGAUAGUUUCGGCUGGCAAUCGAAUGAAGCUAUUGAUCAUCAAGAUGUUCAUGAACUAAAUCGUCUAUUAUUUGAUGCGAUUCAAAAAUCUUUACAAGGUACAAAACAAUCAGAUUUAAUACGUUUAUGUUAUGAAGGAUCUACAAUCAAUUAUACACAAUGUAAAAGAUGUCAAAAGAUAUUUAAACGAUCAGAAGAUUAUCAUGAUUUACCAUUAGUUGUACAAGAUAGUCCUAAUUUACAAACAUCUUUAGCAAGUAUGUUUACCAUUCGUGAACAGUUAAUUGGUGAUAAUCAAUAUCGAUGUUCAUCUUGUGCGAAUAAUUUAUGUGAUGCUGAAAAGUGGGCAAAAAUAACUAAAUUACCACCAAUAUUAACUUUACCAUUACAACGUUUUGUUUAUGAUAUUAAAACUGGUAGUCGACAGAAAAAAACUACACGUUAUGAGUUUCCAUUUGAGAUCGAUUUAAAAGAAUUUUGUGAAGAUUCAGUUACUGAAACAAAUUAUGAUUUAUUUGCCGUUGUUAUUCAUAAAGGCACAUGUUAUUCAGGACAUUAUUAUGGUUAUAUCAAAGAUAUCGAUCAGAUUGGUACAUGGAUACGUGCACCACCACCAUCACCUUCAACGAAAUCAUCAAAUAAACAAAAAUCAACAAAUACUCAAAAUAGUAAUGCAUCCAAUACUUCACCUAAUAAUAAUCGAAAUAAUCGAAAUUCAAAUGAGUCUGCUGACACACAAGAAGAAAAAAUGAAAAAACUUGAUUUAGUUAAAACAUUAUUAUUAUCAUGUGACGAUUGGGUUACUAUCGAUUAUCUUCUUCAAACUUAUCGUGAAAAUACAACAAUGUCAUGGAAUCGUACACGUGGUGUUCAUGGUUCAUUUACUAAAUUUCUUCGAAGUUAUCCAGAAAUAUUUGAAGUUGAUGAUAAACGUGUUCGAUUAAUUGAACGAAAUUGUCCAAUGGAUAUUGAUGAACAUGAUAUUGAUCAAAUGGAUUAUGAAUCAUCACAAAAUGAUAAUUCAUUAAAUAAUGAUCAUGAUGAUGAUGAACAUUGGUUCUGUUUUGAUGAUUCAAUUGUAACAUGUGUUACACGAGAACAAAUAAAAAAACAUUAUGGACAAAAUGAUUGUGCUUAUAUGUUAUUUUAUAGACAAAAAGAUCGACAUAGACCAAAAAUGGAUUGUUCAGAUAGUAUUUAUAACAGAUAUAUUUUAUUUCAAUUUCAUAAAAAAUUGAAUUUUCUUUUAGAUACUCUUCAUUCAAUACCACAAUGGUUACUGGAUGAAAUUUUAGAAAAAAAUAGAAGUUUAGAUGAAAAACGUGAGAUUUAUGAAAAAUAUCAAAAUCAAUUAUUAGUUACAAUCUAUCCGAGUGAAUGGUUUCAAGUUAUAGAUGGUUGUCGAUUAAAUUUAAAUAAUAAUGAUCAAGUAUUAUUUCCAGAUAAAUAUGGAGAACUUGUAUUUGAUAAACGAACACAAAUUGAUGAAUUUAUUUCGAAACUUGAGGUAUAA
This is a messenger RNA of Rotaria sp. Silwood2, 1881 nucleotides long. The record is from the annotation of a GenBank genome assembly. Lineage: Eukaryota; Metazoa; Rotifera; Eurotatoria; Philodinida; Philodinidae.